Messenger RNA from Naegleria gruberi, 1426 nucleotides. RefSeq lists its product as uncharacterized. Bases 151 to 1410 code for a protein of 419 amino acids. The record is from RefSeq and is a predicted model, not a curated record. The transcript has a single exon. Lineage: Eukaryota; Heterolobosea; Eutetramitea; Acrasida; Naegleriidae.
AACACUCAACACUCUUCCCGCCGAGUUUUUUUUCGCUGAUCACUCCCUGCAUUUUACGUUGUUUGUGUUGUAACUUGAAAUAUCUUGCUCGGCAUCACCAUCAUCAUCAUUAAUAAUAAUAAUUGUAAUAUUGGAAAAACUAACAACUUAAUGAAUCCAUCAACUGCUCCAAAGGAAGCCAUUUUGAGCUCCAUUCCUGCUCAAUACUUCCCUCUCACUAUUGUUAUUGGCACAAUUUCUACCAUUGCUACAACAUAUACCUUGUCAACUUCUCAAGGACAUACCAAACCAUUCCCAUACACUGAUAUUACUCACACAGCAAGAUUUACUCCAGAAAGAUAUGUCUUUCGUGUUGGUAUGCUUGCUAUGGCUGUGGUCAUGGCAUGGAACUGGAAUUUGCUCUAUACUUGGUUGAGAAAUGUACAACAACAAAUCGAUACUCUCCAAAAAAGAGUCAAGCUCAUCAAGGAACAUAAUGAACAUAGCCACAGUGUAUUGAACACAAUUCUCAUGAUGAAUCCACCUUCUAAUCAUCUUCUCAACAUUAUUUGGUACUUGGGUAUUGGUGCUUCUGUUGCUAUUACUAUUUCUUCCAUGUGUAUUACUUCUAAUAGUGAUAUGCCUUGGACCAUGCACGUUAUUGCUGCUUCAAGCUUUUUCAUUUUCUGUCUCGUUGCUCAAGGUAUUACCACCUACAAGUCAUACAAAUUAUAUCAACAAUUGAAUCAUGUCAGAGAGGAAUCAAGUGCUGACGAAAGUCUUGCCGAAAUCUCUGCUGAUGCUCAAAGUCUUACCUUCAUGACCAAGAAAUCAUUGUACUUGAAGAUUGGUAUUACUGGUCUCAGUAUUGCCAUGUUGAUGGUCAAUAUAUUGAGCAGUGUUGCUGCUACUUCUGGACAAGGUGCUUCCACCACUGGUUUUGGAAAUGUUCAACAACAAGUUAGUCUCUCAAAGUUGAAUCUCAAUUCUCAUAUUCCAACAACAUCUCAACAACAAACUGUUAUUGAAGAUAUUCAUUUGAAAACAACAACUAGCAAUAUUGUUGAAUGGACCUGUACCUUGUUGAUUGUCAUUUACAAUAUCACCUUUGCUAUGGAUUGGAGUAGUUGUAACUUGUUGACUUCUAUUGGUCAAAUUAAUACCCCACAACCAAAGCAAACACCAGUUCAACAAACACGUAACUUUGGAGUUACUCCAUCUCAUCAUGCUUACAAUUCUAGUAGAUACGGUCAAUACGGUCUUGUGCCAAAUCAUGAUCCUGCUACAGAAAUGUCAGAUGUUACAAACUCUGGACGUACUGUUCAACAACAAGCUGUCUAUGUCUUCCCAUCUUCUGUUUCUUCCAAGCAAGACCAAGAUUGUACUCCUGUUGUUACUUCCCUCUAUCCUGCAACUUAUAACAUUCAAUAAAACAUCGUGAUGAUUC